Messenger RNA from Clunio marinus, 207 nucleotides. Lineage: Eukaryota; Metazoa; Arthropoda; Insecta; Diptera; Chironomidae. The record is from the annotation of a GenBank genome assembly.
AUGUAUAGUGAACAGAUGGAGCUUAACGAAAGCCAAGCUCAGAGUAUUGUACUUGAUAAAGAUUUAUCACCUUGUGUGAAAUCAUUGACACAGCGUCGUCGAGGUGAGGUGGAAUCUACAGUUGUGUACGUCCCAAUGAUUAUCGCCUUCUGCGCAUGUAUAUUUAUAAUAAUAGAAAACAUAUGUACAUGGGCGAUUCACAGAUGA